CAAGUGACGCCCACUAUGUCGCAUCCGCAGUCGUGUCGUGCACAAAUACUAAAAACGAAAGGAAAGCCCUUGAAUCAACUAAACAUCAAGGUUUUAAGACGUUUCGUUUUCGUUUAAUGCAACAUUUCUAUGUACCCGUUACAUUGCGUGGUCGUCCAGCAGUUAAUUUGCGUUACUUUAGAUAAGAAGUGGAAUACUAUAUAUGUUUAUACCAUCAUUUGUGAAAGUUAACAAGUUUGCAAACUAUCGUCGCAUUUUCUUGGUGGUGAUAAUGUAGAUAAGUGACUACAUUUAAUUUUAAAGAUAUAGGUGCCAAUGUUAUGCGCCUUAUUUAAUAUUCUGUAGGUGCCUUGCACAGUAUUAAAACAGUUUCGCUAAAUUCGCAGUAUUACCUAGUGGCUCAAAAUAAAGUUUAUCCAUGUUAAUUCGAUACAUGAAUACAUUCUUGUGUUGUUAUUUUCCAGAUGUUACUUGUCUAAGUAAUGCAAGUAUAGAAUUUAUUAGUAAUUGUUGAGCUGAAUACCUACACAAGACGAUUUACUUGCAUACGCAUAAUUUAUAAAUUAAAUUUAUUCGUCUACGUCGUAAUACUCAGUCCUAUAAGCUAUGUUCCAUAAUCGCAAAUAGUGAACAAAAUACUUCAGUUGAGUACCUACUUAUUUGUAUGCCCAUUCAUCGUUCAUUCAUUCAUAUUGCUUAAAGUGAGAUGUCGUGUGUGUGAUUGUGUCGUGACUAAGAAAAUUUUAUUAAUUUUGAAGCAAGUGCAAAUUUUAUACAAAAUGUUCGAAAUUUUCAAAAGUCCUGUAUUCAGGCAGUAUGCUGUUGUUGUUAUGGCAUUUUCAGUAGUCUUCUUUGUUGACGUUAUUGGAAGAAAAUAUACAUUACUACUCUUUGCCUGUUUCCCUAAAAUUAUUCUAUGUCUACUAUAUAUAUUCGCUAAUAAAUUCUGGCUGCUCCUUAUGGGAAGAGCAUUGAGUGGUAUGGUUGAUUCAAUAGUUUUAAUCAUUGUGCCGAUGUACGCCUCGGAAGUGGCUAGUGUGGAAAUUCGUGGCAGUCUCGGAACUAUUCUACAAAUAUUUUCGUCAAUCGGUAUUUUGAUAAUGUUAUCAUUUGGACCAUUUCUGUCCUAUUUAUCAUUGAACGUGAUGUAUACUUGCAUCACUAUCGCCGCGACGAUACCUAUUUUGUUUUUACCACAAAGUCCUUACUUUUUAUACUCUAGAGGUCGAACAGCUGAGUCUACAAAAGUAUUAACGUUUCUUCGAGGGUCUGAAGAGCUAGCUAUCGAAGAAUUGAAAGAUUAUUCCACAACGACCGACGAUCAAGGUGAUACAGUUAACAAACUGAAACUCUUCAAAGAUAGAAUUUUCUUAAAAGCACUUGGAAUCGUUUUCGUAAUAGCUGCUGGGAAUAACUUUAUCGGUUACAAUGCAGUUACGUUCUAUCUUCAAACAGUACUACAAUCAACUGGCACUAGCAUAAGUCCUGAAGUGUCCUCGGUUGUUAUUGGCUGUAUACAAUUGACGGCCUCCAUUUGCACGGCAUUAAUAACGGAUAGAUUCGGAAGAAAGCCCAUAUUAUCGGUGACGUUGAUUGGAAUGGCAUUUGGUAUGGUUGGUUUGGGAAUAUUUUUCAAGCUUAAAGAGAAUAGCGAUGACAUCACUGGUUUCUUAAACGUCGUACCCUUGGCGUCUUUUAUAAUUAUAGUUUUCGCCUUCAGUGCAGGUCCCGGCUCUUUAUCUUGGAUUCUUGUUGCUGAACUUUUCGACGGACCGGCUCGAGGUGUUGGAGCUACGAUCAACAUUUUCAUAGCCACAGCAACAGUAUUUAUAACGACCAAAUAUUUUCCAGCUCUGAUCGCGGCGAUAGGUCCAGCUCUCACUUAUUGGAUAUUUAGUAUAAACUGUGUUUUACUUUCUCUGUUCAUAUUGUACUUUGUACCAGAAACCAAAGGGAAAUCGUUCAAGGAAAUACAGAUAGCUUUAGGAGCACGAUAUGUAAACGAUAUGAAUGCUAACUUACAACAAAAACAGUAGUAAUAAAAUUGAUAAUUAUUUCUAAUUAUUAUGUUUACUUUGAAUUACAAAGGGUUGAAAUUCUGUUUUCUAGUUUAUGUUUGAGUACUUAAAAUAUUCAGAACUCACAAUGUUAAGGGCGCGUUCCAUUAUGUCAUGACGACAGAUAGAAGUAUCGUGGCUUAUAUAUUUAAAUGU
Messenger RNA from Hyposmocoma kahamanoa, 2213 nucleotides. RefSeq names its product facilitated trehalose transporter Tret1-like. Gene Ontology annotation, cellular component: membrane. Gene Ontology annotation, molecular function: transmembrane transporter activity. The transcript has 7 exons. The record is from RefSeq and is a predicted model, not a curated record. Gene Ontology annotation, biological process: transmembrane transport. Lineage: Eukaryota; Metazoa; Arthropoda; Insecta; Lepidoptera; Cosmopterigidae. The coding region runs from base 780 to 2036 and encodes 418 amino acids.